Molecule: messenger RNA, 6480 nt
Organism: Adineta steineri
Lineage: Eukaryota; Metazoa; Rotifera; Eurotatoria; Adinetida; Adinetidae
Source: the annotation of a GenBank genome assembly
AUGACUAGAGAAGAAUCCGAUCAAACUCCAUCUCAGAGUCUUAACUCGGAUAAUAAUCAUGCUCAUGUAUCUUCAUCUUGGAUACGAUUUCGUAAUGACUGUAAAUCUAACAUUAUUAGUAUUCUAGGUUUAAAUGGUGACACCGAAUCUAAAAAAAUUCCGGAUAAAUUGUUUUUUCAAGGAAGACAAGCAUUAUCUACUUGGGAAAACAAAAUAUUACCGAAUAUUUAUCAUCAACAAAUGACUUCAGAUCAGAGUGAAUUAUUUAAAAUUUUAAAGAAUUAUCUUGAUCGACAAUGGAGUACAACCACUUAUGAUUGGUUUCAACGAUUUGUUCAUGAACAAAAGAUAAUUUCACCAAAUAUUUAUGAUCAACUCUUGACUCGUACUGUAGAUAAUGGAUUAAAAUUUCUUCAAGAUAAUUUUUAUUUAUCCUUAACUAUUCGAUUUCUCUUCGAUGUCAAAGAUCAAACUAAAAUAUGGGAUAUAUUGACUACUCAGGGUCUUCAAGGUAUUAAAAAAUAUCAAAAUGAUGUUACUUCGAAAUUGAAUGAAAAACUACUCGAUAAUAAUCAACAUGUUUUAUAUUUGGCUUUAGAGGAUUACUUUCGUAAGCCAUUGAUCGAUUUAUUUAAACAAAGUAAUCUGAAUAAUAAUCAAUCACGUUUUAUUGAACUUGCACUAAAUUGUGUUGUUAAUAAUGGAUGGAAUGGUUUAAAUGACGAAAAAAUUCGUGAUGAAGUUUCACCAAAUAAUUUCAAUAAAUUAAUCGAAAAUUUACCAUCCAUUUCCAAUACUUCUCCUGUUACAUUUCCGACCAUUAGUACUACUACUACUCAACAGCAAUUAGUUCAUCCUUCACCAUCAACUGAACAACAUAUACAAAGAAAUGAAUCCGAAAUGAAACCUAAGAUAAUGAACAUAGUGAAAAAUUUAAGUUCACCAAGUACCCCAUCUAGUCCAUUUGAAGUAUUUAAUACAAACGUGAUAUAUGAUGAAUCGGGAUAUGAUGUCGAUUUGAUUGUUCAUCAAAAAAAUGAAUCACUUUUAACAACUCCGGAUAUUAUUAUUGAGGAUAGAGAUGAAGAAGAACCAACGGAAGCAAAUGGAAUUAUUUCAAAAUUUAUGAAUAAAAAAGAAAAACUACAAUUAUCUGAUUUAGUUCAAGCUGGUGAAUUCAUAUAUAUGAAUAAAAAUUUUAAUCAAGUUAUAAAUAAAAUAACUGAAGAUUACAAAUCCAAUCAAAAAUUCUCACUAUUCAUUAAUUCUUGUUUUAUUCCAUUAAUGUAUUUACUCAAAAGACAUCAAAAUCUUGACGAUUUUAUUGAUAUGUUAUUUUUAAAAUAUUUCAAAAUUUCAUCAUCAGCACCAUUAAGUUUAAGUUUAAGGAUGUUAAUCGAUCUUUUAUUACUUCGAUCAGAUUUAUCAUUAUCACGAAAGAUUCUAUUAUUAUUAAGUAAACGAAAUCCAAUUCCAUUUCUACAACCAUCAUUACGAUUUGUUUCUGAUAUUAUUCAUAUAUGGAAUUAUUCAGUUCCGACUCUUUUAUCAUUUGGCAUUGGUUCAUGUCAAGGAAAAUCUCUUCUACUUAAUCAAAUAUUUUUAUCUUCUUUUGAGCAAUCAGUUUCAAGUCUUUAUUUUGAAAAUACAAUUGAUAUUGAUUUUGGAUAUAAUUUUUUACCACGACGAUCAAUAAAUAUUGCUGAUAUUCAUGGUUCAAUAACAAAAUUAAUAUUAGAAAAAGUUUAUCAACUUUUCAAUGGAUUUCUUAUUCAUGUAGAAUAUUCAUAUAUUCAAAAUAAUCUUCCUGUUAUUCAUGAUCUAUUAAAUUUAGUUAAUAAUACUAAAAAAUAUCGAUUAUUAAUUAUUCGAGAUGUUUUAAAUCAAAACCAAGAUCAAUGUCGAAAAUUUUUAUUCAAAGAAUUUCCUGAUAUUGAAAUAUUUAUCCUACCAAAUGUUUCUGAUCAUAAUAAAAAAGAAAAUAAAAGUUCUAUUGUUUUAUUACGUGAUAAAAUAUUUGAUCAAAUACCAAAAGACUGUCUUAAUCAUCCAGGCUUUAUGAAAAAUGAAUUAUUACAAUUAAUUAAUCCACAAUAUAAACAAUAUUUGAUACAAAUAUCUCAAACUAUAAAACCUUUAAUAACUCAUCUGUCUCAUCUAAUCAAUAAACCCAAAUUGGUAUCAAACUAUCUUCCUGAAUAUCUUAAAUUUGUUAAAUUAUGUGAAUUAAGAUUAAAAUUAACACAUUUGAAUUUUUAUGGAAGUGAUAAUGAUGCGAUGAUCUAUGAACUUCGUCAACGAAUUUUUCAAUUAGAAAAUAUUCCUCAAACAAACCAGAGAUUGCUUAGUAUUAUAUAUCAAUUAUUCUUCAAAGUUUUAACAGCAUCAAAUAGUUUAACCUGUUUAGAUGCAAUUAAUACUGCAUUAAGACAACAACGUAUUCAAUUAGUUUCAACAGGUGAUAUGGCUAAAGAAUUACCUAUUGAAAAAAAUUUAUCUUUAGAAGUUUUAUGGCGUAAUGCUAUUGUUUGUAGUCAAUAUGAAUCAGAAAAUGAUCAGAAAUUUCUACAAGAUAAAUAUUAUCAAUAUAUUAAAGCCGGUUAUCCAUUUGAAAUUAUUGAUGGAGACAAUUUCCAUUUUCAACAUUCAUUUUUAUUGAAAUCUUUAACGCCUUUUCAAAAUCGACGAACUUUAGUCAUUAGUAUCAUUGGACCACAAAAUUCUGGUAAAAGUACUUUAUUAAAUUACAUGUUUGGUACAUUAUUCGAUGUUCGUGAUGGUCGAUGUACUCGAGGUAUUUAUGGAUCAUUUGUUAAAUCAAAUCGAUCUGAUUAUGAUUAUAUUUUAUUAAUUGACACAGAAGGUUUAUUAGGCAUCGAAAGAGAAGAUAAAGAAUAUGAUCGUCGAAUAGUUUUAUUUUGUUUAGCUGUUUCACAUAUUGUGAUUGUUAACAUGGUUGGAGAAGUUAGUGCAACAUUACAAGAAAUGUUAAAGUUAUGUGCUGAUUCAUUAGAUAAAAUUGGUGCAACAAUAAUUCCACGACCAAUUGUUCAUUUUAUUUUAAAUCAAAAAGCAGAUUUAAAUAUUGAUAACAAUAAAGCAGCUAUUGAAAAGAUUAUCAAUGAUUUGAAACGAGAAGGUCUAGAUAAAUCAAUUGAUAUUCGAAAAGAAACAUUUCAUACACUUCCAUCAGCAUUUCAAAAAGAAGGACAAACAUUAAUAUGGAAAAAAACAUCAUUGACUCAAAUAAAAACAGCACCAGAAUUUAUUGAAAAUGUUCAAUUAUUAUUUGGAAGAAUUUUUAAUUCAAUUCAGUUAACAGAUAUAUCUGAUCCUCUUCAAUGGUUAUCAUCAUCAGUAACAAUAUUUGAAACAUUACAAAAAUUUUCUGAUUUAACUUAUUAUCGAAAUAUUCACGAACAACGUUUAGAUAAUCAAAUACGUGAACAUAUUCGAGAAACAUUAUUGAAAAUGUUUUCUAUUGAUUAUCGUAAUGAAUUAAUUCUUGAAACAACAAAUAAGGAUAAAGAUGAAAUUCAAAAACUUUUUCUUCACAAACAAAAUCAGAUUGAAAAACAAACUCAAAAUGAUCUCGAAGAUUUAUUUAAAUUACUAAAAGUACCUGAAUUACUUCGAAAACGGAAUCAACAAUUUCUUCAUGUACAAAUUAUCGAAAUGUUUCAUACUAUACAAAUAUCAGCUAUUGAAAGCAAUCGACGACUACAAGUUAGUUCGAUUAUUCAUCAUGCUGAAGAACAACUUCGACAAUUAAUGGAACAUGUCAUUCAAAGUGGAAGACUUAUGUUAUAUGAAACUGCUGAACAAGAAUUCGAGCGAAUGUAUCAAAAUACAAUUAAAUUUGUUCGAGAUGGAUUCAGUCUAAAUGAACGUCUUAAACAAGCUAUGAAACAUAUUUAUACAAAUUAUAAUAUUUAUGAAAAAGAAUGUUUAGUUGAAUUUUCUUCAAUUGAUACUCAUUCUUCAUUGUUAACUGAUCAAACAUCGAUUAAUAAUCCUGAAGAUGUUUUUGUUUCAUAUUUUACUAAGUUAGCUUAUCAAAAACCUUCCGUUACCGCACAUCAUUUUAAUCCAACAGGAAUACCAACUUAUUCUCUUGAUAUUAUCAAUAGUCUCAAUUAUUUAAAUCGAAACUUACUCGAACACGAAUUUCGAACUUUUAUCCAUCAAUCAAGUUCUCAAAUAGGAAAUAAUAAUAAAUGUCAAGAUACUGAUCGAGAAAGAUCAGUAUAUUCAAUAUCAAAUUCUUCAUCAUGCUAUCAGUCACGUGAACAUCCAAAUUUAACCUCUACUGAUCAGUUUCAAAUACAAAUUAGACAAGCUAUUGAAAAUCAAAAACCAAUGAUGUUAGGAAGAUCAGCUGCAGAUGAACAACAUAUGUAUUUAGGACUUUCAGGAAUCAUUCGAGAAAUAAUUCGACGAAUAAUACAAACAAUACAAGGAGUAAACGGUGGUCAGGUACGACAAAUUCGAACUGAAUUAAUACAAAAAAUAGUUGGAUCGAUUAAUACGUUAAUUAUUGAAAUUAAAACAGAAUUAAGUCCAUUUUGUUUAGAAUUAUCUCGUCAGUUAAAAUCAACAUUACACACAUGUGCUAUUAUAUUAUUAACAAGAUAUUAUUAUAAUGAACAGAUCAAUCAUUUCAACCAAAUUUUAGCUAAUUUCGAACGAAAAAAGUCAGAUUUAAAAGAAUAUUUUAUUACUAAUGUGUGUUCUAAUAGUUCAAGAGAUAAAAAUUAUGCUAUUAAUCUUGCACAACAAUUUAAAGAUUAUCUAAUUCAAUCAUUAUCAAACGAUGGACAACAAAUUAUUACUCGAGGCUCUAAACAAUAUGAAUGUCUUAAUCGUAAAUGGAUACAAGAUCGUCUUGAUGGUCAAUUAGAAGUAAAUAAUAACAUGACCUGGUAUUCUGAUUAUAUAUCAAAUCCAACGAAAAUUAUUGAACAAUUUUUUAUUGAAUUAUGGACUAAUGUGAAAAAGGAAAUUGAUCAAAAUUUAUCAGAACAAAAAGCAUUUUAUAUAAAAAUAAUCAACGAAUUUUUUUAUUGUAUUCAAGGUAUGUUGGAUAGUGUACGCCAUUUAGGUGCACCGAACAAACUGAUCGAUAAAAUAUUUCAAUCUAAUGAAAGAAAUGCAUCGAACAUCAAUGAUGAUCUUAACGAUAAAAAUCAAUGUAUGGUUAUGAUAUUAUGUCAAUAUCUAACUGAACAAAGUAUUCAGUUAUCAUUAACGGUGAAUGGGACAGUUUAUCAUAUUGGAAGAGAUGCUUUUAAUGCGUUUCAGUUGUUAGUUGAACAACGAAGGCCAAGUAAUGAGUUAGCGAAAAUAAUUAAAGGAAUUUCUUUGGUUUUCAAGAAUAUUUCUAUUAGUAAUUUGAUAGCAUUUCUUGAAGCUUUAUUAACUGAAAGAGAAAAAACUCUUCAUGAUUUUAAUCAAAUUCCAUGUAGUUUUGAUCAUAUCGAUCAACAUGAUACCUAUGCACGAUUAUUAGAUAAAGUUCGUGGAUGUCCAGAUCUUUGUCCAUGUUGUCGACGACCUUGUGAUGUUGAUCAUACACAAAUUAAAUCAAAUCCUGGUUCAUUACAUAAUGAACAUCGUUGUCAAUCUGGUCAUAAUUUACGUGCAAUGAAUGGUUAUAAAUUUGAAACAACUAAUGAACCAUCAUUAUUAAUGUGUGAACAAAUUAAAGAUGAUCAAAUUAUAGUUAUUGGACCAAGACGUUAUCAAUGGUCAGAUUUUAAACAAAAUCAUCCCAAUUGGAUAUUUGAAUCAAUAUUAAAUGAUGAUGAAUUAAAUCGUUUACAUGGCAAAUUUUUAACUAUUUGGAGAAAAAUUGGAAAAGAAAUUUGUGAUAAAUAUCAUAUGAAAUAUGUUAAAUAUAAUACAUCAUUAAAUAUUGUUCAUGAAUCAUUUCAUUACAUUCUUUUGCUUGAUGGAUCAGGAUCAAUGAGUGGACAAAGAUGGAAAGAUUUAAUGAAUGCUGUACAACAAUUUUUAAUACGUCGCUCAGAAUUAAAUACAUGUGAUCGUAUUUCAAUUAUUGUCUUUUCGAGUACUGCUAAUAUUAUCUAUUCAAAUGAAGAUAUCCGAAACAUUAAUGUUAAUAGUAUUUGUUAUCCAGGUGGUGAUACAUCGUUUCGUGAUGCAUUUGAAUGUGUCAGUAACUGUAUGACCUAUUCAGAAAGACACGCAGCUCACCAUUCUGUUCAUCAUAAAUUUGCCAUUGUUUUUAUGAGUGAUGGUGAAGGUUUAUAUCCAGAUUAUGAAUUGAAACGUUUAAUAAAAGAACAUGGACCAGUGAUCAAACGAUUUUGGACUUUAGCAUUGGGUAUUAACCAAGUCUCUUCGUCGAUGAAUGUUUUAGAAAAAAUUAAUGAAAAAAUGAAUGGUUCUUUCAUUGAUAUUGCAACAUCAAUAGAUUUACUUAAAGCUUAUGCAGAGGUCGCAAGUUUCAGUCAAUAG